Messenger RNA from Malassezia vespertilionis, 408 nucleotides. RefSeq names its product lactoylglutathione lyase (gene GLO1). Lineage: Eukaryota; Fungi; Basidiomycota; Malasseziomycetes; Malasseziales; Malasseziaceae. The record is from RefSeq and is a predicted model, not a curated record. Bases 1 to 408 code for a protein of 135 amino acids. The transcript has a single exon. Gene Ontology annotation, molecular function: lactoylglutathione lyase activity; metal ion binding.
AUGCUUCGUGUGAAAGACCCCGAAAAAUCGCUGGCCUUUUACCAGAAUGUGCUAGGGAUGGACCUUAUUCACAAGUCCGAUUUUGACGACUUUUCCUUGUUCUUCUUGGCAUACCCACACCAAAAGGAUGUACCUUUGUGGCAGCGCCAAGGUGUUCUUGAGCUCACCUGGAACCACGGCACAGAGAAGGAUCCUGAUUUCCAGUACCACAAUGGCAACACGGAACCGCAAGGAUUUGGCCACAUCGCCAUUACUGUGGAUGACAUUGAGGCUGCCUGUGCGCGUUUUGAAAAGCUCGGUGUGCGGUUCAAAAAGCGCCUCACGGAUGGGAAGAUGAAGUCAAUUGCCUUUAUCUUCGAUCCCGACAACUACUGGAUCGAGGUGGUGUCUUCCAAAGUUCAGGCCUAA